UUUCUCUUCACUCUCUCACUCAAACCAAUCCUCUCUUCUCUCUUAUUCACAGAAUACUAAAUCACUCUCAUCUCUUCUUCUCUGUUUUCAACCAACUCCAACUUACAGUUUGCUAUGGCUUUAGAAGCUCUGAACUCUCCCACCGCCGCAGGCCAAGGGUUUCACUUUGAUGAGCCCAAGCUCCAGUACUCGGAGCCAUGGACCAAGCGCAAGCGCUCCAAGCGUCCACGCAGUGUCGAGCAGGCUCAGGUCUCCGAGGAGGAGUAUCUCGCUCUCUGCCUCAUCAUGCUCGCUCGCGGCGGUAACAGAGGAGAACCCUUCACCACAACCUCCGCCGCCGUCGCCUCACACCGUAGCCAGUCCUCAUCCCCCAGUGUUUCUCCGGUAGUCGAACAGGCCACGUCAGCGCCGGCUAAGGAGAAUCAGCAUCAGCAGCUCAGUUACAAGUGCUCUGUUUGUGACAAGUCUUUUCCUUCAUACCAAGCACUCGGUGGACACAAGGCCAGCCACAGGAAGGGGUCUUCCGCUGUCACCGGUGGAGACGGACCCUCUACCUCAUCGACCACCACCACCACAUCCGCUGCCACCGUCUCUAACGCCUCCGGCAGAUCCCACGAGUGCUCUAUCUGCCACAAGUCUUUCCCCACCGGCCAGGCCUUGGGCGGACACAAGCGUUGCCACUACGAGGGCAGCAUCACCACCACCAAGUCCGCCGCAACCACCACCAGCGCCGUGACAACCUCCGAGGGAGUCGGGUCCACUACUCAUACCGUCAGCCAACAACACCGUGAAACGUUUGAUCUAAACUUACCUGCCUUCCCAGAGCCGCUGUCACGGAACUUCUUCAUGUCCGGCGACGACGAGGUGGAGAGCCCUCACCCGACGAAGAAGCCCCGUCUAUUCGUGACCCCCAAAGUUGAGAUUUCACUCCACUAGGGCGGCCGGUCACGAUGACGACACCUAUAGAAAGAUUAAUUAGGAAAUUAUCAUUUUCAUUAAUCAAUUAGCUUGUAUUUUUCCUUUUAUUGUAUGAAUUCAAUUUGUUUGUUAUGUACAUACAAUAUUAGCUCCCUAUUGAAACUUCAAUGAAAUUCAAUUGAUUUGAUUA
Argentina anserina (silverweed cinquefoil) is the source of this 1108-nucleotide messenger RNA. Its product is annotated as zinc finger protein ZAT10-like. Gene Ontology annotation, molecular function: transcription cis-regulatory region binding; DNA-binding transcription factor activity. Gene Ontology annotation, biological process: regulation of DNA-templated transcription. The record is from RefSeq and is a predicted model, not a curated record. Gene Ontology annotation, cellular component: nucleus. NCBI's taxonomy places the organism in Eukaryota, Viridiplantae, Streptophyta, Magnoliopsida, Rosales, Rosaceae. The transcript has a single exon. Bases 115 to 936 code for a protein of 273 amino acids.